UAAUGAAAACGCUUGAAACCAGAUGAAUGGAAUAACCUAUGUUUUAUUUCAAAGAAGAAAAGUGAUUAGUUAAAACUGGGGUUUUCAAAAAUUUUGAACUUCAUCGCUAACUUGUGCAUGUACUUGUGCGGUCGCUGUUACGCAUAUUUACGAAAAAAGUUUGUUUUCCAAGUGAUUGAAACCAUGUGGCGGAUUUGAAAUUAUUUUCUCAUUCUACGACAGACUUUUCAGUUAAACAAUAAAACACGGUGACGCUCAUUUACCAUCUAAUUUCCGAACCUCAUGGAUUAAAGCCAAUUCCUGGAAUUGUAAUGGCAGUCAAUUCUGGUAACAUUUCAACGUGACAUAAUAAAAAUAGGUACGUUCGAAACGAAGCGAUAAAAUUACCAUGCUACUUUUGGCAGCAUUAAUUUUACAUAUGGUGCUGGGAAAUGUUGAAUCAUUGGACAACGAUACCAUUAUACGACAUUUUACCGGCGAAAAUGAUUCAAAACACAGUACUUUAGCAAUAGAUAAGGCUAAUCCAAUGAUAAACAAGCUCACACCGCCUCUACAAGGAAUUUGGUACACUACUGUUCUAAUUGAAGGGAUAAAUUUAUGCUCACCAACAAUUAGCAACAUUUGCAACAUCACUGUAGCUGGUUUACCUUGUAUUCCUAUGGUGAAUUCACCAAAUUACAAUCCACCAAAAGUAAUUCAGUGCCAGAUGAAUCAAACAAUCGAAAACCCAGAAUUUGAUAAAACAGGACCUGUUGUGGUUCACAUGGGAACAAUUUCUGCUAUUUCUCCACAGAAUUUCACAUUAAUUGUGCCAAAAAUGAUAUCCAUAUUGCCAAAACAAGGGCCACUUUCAGGAGGAACUGAACUCACCCUCAAGGGAAAUUUCAUAGAUGAUGGUUCUGUUGAAGUUGAUAUUGAUAAAAUUGCUUGUGAAGUAUUCUUCAAGAAUACCAGUCUAAUGAAGUGUCGUACACCUGCAUUACACAAAUCAAUGAACUGUUACAUGAGUAAGAAUUGUAAUGUGAGUGUAACAUUUAAAAAAAAUCCUAGCGUAAAUUUUAGAAACGGAGAAUUCAAAUUCAACUAUUUAGAGGACCCGAACAUUUCUAGAUUUGACAUUGAACCACCUAAAAGUAUACCAGCAGGAGGUAUCCAGCAAUUUAUAUUUGGAAAAAACUUUGAUUCAAUUCAAAAACCACUGUUUUACAUUUACAAUGAGGACAUGACGAAACGAUACGAGUCAGAAUGCAAAGUUUGGAAUUCGGGUGCUGGAUUGAUUUGUUUGACACCUGAUAUUUCAGAUAUAGAUAGCUCAUCCUUCAACAAAAAUAAUCCAAUCAGAUUGAAUUAUGGAUUUGUAAUGGAUAAUGUUGCUCAUGUACAAAAUAUCUCCAUGAACACUUCCCACAAAAACUUUACAAGGCUCAUGUUGUACCCUAAUCCAACAUUUAAAUCAUCUAAUGAAGAAAUCAAGACUUCUUCUAUAGGUAAUGAUGAAAUUCUAAUUAUUGAGGGGGAAAAUGUGAAUUUGGCGUGUAGAGAAACUGAAAUAAUUGUAAAAGUUGGUGAUCGCAGUUGUGAAACAGAACUUUUAACACCACAGAGACUCAAUUGUCAUCUACCACCACCAAAUAGCUUAAGCAAAUCAGAUGAAAUUGGCGAUGAGCCUCUAAACGUCACUGUACAUAUUGGAUCAAAGUUACAAGUGAUUGUUGGGAAGUACAAUGUGAAAUCCCCACGGGAGUCUAUGAUUGUUGAUGAGUACAGUGUAAAAUCCUCAUGGGAUUCGAUGUCUUAUAUUUUAUAUGGUGGUGGUAUAAUAGUAUUGAUUAUAAUAAUCUCAAUCACAGUCACAUUCACAUAUAAGAAGUUUUCUAAAAAAUCACGAGACUUGAAAAAAGUGUACAAACGUCUAAAUGAAUUGGAACUGGGAGUAGCCAAAGAGUGUAAAGCAGCGUUUACUGAUUUACAAACCGAAAUAACCGAUCUUACCACUAAUUUCAAAUUAGAAAGAAAACUACCAUUUGUUGACUAUCAUACCUAUGUAAUGAAUAUUAUUUUCCCAGGUAUCAAAGACCAUAGCAUUAUACUUAACGAAACACUUGAAAUAUUAGAUAAAGAACAAGGGUUACAAUUGUUCAACCAAUUACUUCUUAAUAAAACUUUUCUACUGCUGUUUGUUCAAACGCUUGAAAAUCAUGUAGAUUUUUCAAUGAGUGAACGAACCCAAGUGGCCUCUAUGAUGAUGAUAACUUUACAAAAUGACAUGCAAUACUGCACCAAUAUCAUCAAGACAAUGAUUAGUCAGCUGAUUGGAAAAUAUGUCAGAGGUAAUAAUGAUCCCAAACUUAUGUUCAGACAAGGUGUUGGUAUUGUUGAAAAAAUGCUUUCCAUUUGGUUCAGUUUCCUACUUCACGGAUUUCUCAAGGCGAAUGCCGGAGAGCCAUUGUAUAGAUUAUUUUGUGCCAUAAAACAACAUGUCAAUAAAGGUCCUAUUGAUGCUGUAACAUCCAAUGCCAGACACUCCCUCAGCGAAGAUAAAAUAAUUCGGCAAGAUUUCGGUGAUUUCAAAAUGAUGACCAUUCAUGUAACUGUUCCCCUACAAACUGCUCUGUUGACUGGUUUGAAAUCAAUAGUUGUAGAAGAACUAGUCAAGGUACUGGAUUGUGACACAAUAUCUCAAGUAAAAGAAAAAGCCAUAGAUGUGAUUUAUGCCGACAUGCCUUACAGUCAACGCCCAGAUUCAUCAUCAACAGAAAUAGAAUGGAUAGAUGAUAAACUGUUCACAACACCCUUAUUUGAUUAUGAUUCUACUUCAAAAAUAGAACACGAAUGGAGACGACUGAAUACUUUGCAUCAUUAUGGAAUUCCUGAUUUCAGCAAAUUCAAUUUGGUUUCAGCUAAAAUCAGAAGUAUCAGUAAUGCAUCCACACUGAGGCUCAAUAAAGUCGAGACACCCGGUUUGACGAGAACAACGAGGACAAUGAAAUCAAUAAAAAAGAAAAUCGUCAAUUCUUUAACAGCACCUAAUACGCGACCUAAUGAAACAAAUCACAAAACAUGGCACCUGGUUAAACCUGAAGAUCACUGUGAAAUCAAUUGUAACAGCACUAAAAAAGAUACUCGAGGUGAUAAACUGGUUUCUGAGAUCUAUCUAACCAGACUAUUAGCGACUAAAAGCAUUUUGCAGAAAUUUGUCGAUGAUUUAUUUGCGACUAUAUUCGAUGCGAAGCGUGAAGAAAAGGGGCCGCCAUUGGCAGUAAAAUAUUUAUUUGAUUUCUUGGACAGUCAAGCAUCGCAUCAUGGUAUAACUGAUCCUGAUGUUGUACAUGCUUGGAAAAAUAACUGUUUACCUUUACGAUAUUGGGUGAACUUGAUAAAAAAUCCUGAUUUCAUAUUUGACAUACAUAAAUCAAAUGUGGUCGAUUCGUGUCUUAGUGUGAUUGCUCAAGCAUUCAUGGAUUCUUGUUCAACUUCAGAUAAUCUUUUGAGCAAAAAUUCGCCAGCUUCCAAGUUACUUUAUGCAAAGGAUAUUCCCAUAAAUAGGAAACGAGUGAAAAAAUAUUACUCGGAUAUCAAAAGUUUACCAGUUGUACACGAAAAUGACAUGAAUGCCAUGUUGAAUGAAAAAUCACAUCUACAUGAAUGUGAAUUCAAUACGAACUGGACCGAGUGAAGCAAGGGCGAACGUUUUUGAAAAUUUGAUUUUGAGAAGCCUAAAAGCGUUUUUUUUUUCAGGAAGUUGAUUUUGAAAAAAAGAGGCCAGGCCUGAGCGAAGUGAGGGCGAAAACUUUUGAAAAAUUUGUAUUUUUAGAGAAUUAAAAACGAUGUUUUUUUAUGCAAGGAGUUCAUUUUUUGGGUUUUAAAAUUUUAGAAUUCAAAAGAUUUUUUUAGGAUGUUGAUUUUGAAAAAUAAAAGAGAACAGGUCCAAGUGAGGGCGAAAGCUCUUGAAAAUUUGCAUUUUGAGAGUCACAGAAACAACACUUUUUAUGCGAGAAGCUCAUUUAAAAAAAAAAAAAAAAAAAAAACUUUAAAAAAGUUGAUUGACAUUUACUUUUACUUAGAAAUUUCAAUUUUCAAAAAGAAAAAAAAACGAGCCCGAGCGAAGCGAGGACAAAACUUUUUGAAAAUUUAUGUUUUGAGAAAUAAAAAAACGGUUUUUUUCUCAUCACAGGCCCUUCUUUUACCGGACUCUCCAGAAAACGUGGGUCCGGAACAAUCUUUCCCCUUUGUCUUCUUCUUGACGGUCGUGAUUGGGACCUAUUUUCAGCCCCCCAUCCUGACUGCAUAGAGUCGAAGAAUUGUUCAUCUUAUAAAAAACAACAUUCCACUCAAAAAGCCAGUUUCCUAGUAGGCCUAUCUUAAUUCUAAAGUAGGUAGGUAUGUUUUGAUGCCUCUGAACGUUUUUUUCUUAUUCUCCAAAUUUGAAACUACCCAAUGUCAUUGUGAUGUUUCGUCAUUUUGUUUGUUUUAGUUUUCAUUUCUUUAUUAUAUGUAUUAUUUCCAGUAUUUUGUUUGUUGUUUACUCACUAAUUAGGUAUUUAUUGAUUACAUGUCACCAAGUGUUUGUCACUAUAUUUCUGUUCAUUUCAAUUGUUUACUCAUUUUCAUAUAUUUUUUGCACAUGUACCUAUAUAUUUUUUAUCAUUUUAUAUUUUGUUGUCCUGUAGUAAUCAUAAUUCGGUCCUCACUAUAUAAAAAAUAACUCAUAGGAUUUGCAUCUGAUCACUUUUUGGCCAAGUAUUUUACGUAUUUUAUUUCCAAUGAGAUAAAGAUGGCUUGGAUGUAAAUGUGUUAAAAACUUAAAAUGAGGUAAAAACACUCAACAACGCUACAAACUCUUAUAACAUUACCUUCUAAUCUAAAUGUGAUAAAAUUUCAAUAAAAUUUAACGAAUUUUUAGUAACAAUUGCAA
Planococcus citri (citrus mealybug) is the source of this 4915-nucleotide messenger RNA. RefSeq names its product plexin-A4-like. Lineage: Eukaryota; Metazoa; Arthropoda; Insecta; Hemiptera; Pseudococcidae. The record is from RefSeq and is a predicted model, not a curated record. The coding region runs from base 389 to 3676 and encodes 1095 amino acids. Gene Ontology annotation, cellular component: semaphorin receptor complex; plasma membrane. Gene Ontology annotation, biological process: regulation of GTPase activity; positive regulation of axonogenesis; negative regulation of cell adhesion. The transcript is spliced from 2 exons. Gene Ontology annotation, molecular function: semaphorin receptor activity.